Messenger RNA from Cuculus canorus (common cuckoo), 4329 nucleotides. RefSeq names its product radical S-adenosyl methionine domain containing 2 (gene RSAD2). Lineage: Eukaryota; Metazoa; Chordata; Aves; Cuculiformes; Cuculidae. The record is from RefSeq and is a predicted model, not a curated record. Gene Ontology annotation, biological process: positive regulation of immune response; defense response to virus. Gene Ontology annotation, molecular function: 4 iron, 4 sulfur cluster binding; catalytic activity. The transcript has 7 exons. The coding region runs from base 237 to 1307 and encodes 356 amino acids. Gene Ontology annotation, cellular component: lipid droplet; endoplasmic reticulum membrane; endoplasmic reticulum.
GAGCCGAGCCGAGCCGAGCCCAGCCCAGCUGAGCUGAGCAGAGCCGAGCUGAGCUGAAUUGAGCCAAACCGAGGUCAAGCUGUGCCGAGCUGAGCUGAGCCGAGCUGAGCCAAGCUUAACCAAGCCGAGCAGAGUUGAGCUGAACUGAGCUGAGCUGAGCCGAGCCAAGCCAAGCCAAGCCAAAGUGAGCCUAGCCGAGGCAAGCCAAACCAAACCAAGCCCAGCUGGACAGAGCCAUGUCCUUUAGCGUCCUGGUGCGCCUGCCCGUGGCGGUGGCUCGGGCGGUGCUGGCACUGCUGCGCGGGCAGCUGGGUGCGCUGUGCUGGAGCCUGGCGCCCUUCUCCCUGUCCCUGCCCGGCUGGCGAUGGGUGUCAGCUCCCAGUGCCCCCGCGGGACCCCGGCACCAGCAGGAGAAGGACAACGCGUACCCAGCACCCACCAGCGUCAACUACCACUUCACCCGGCAAUGCAACUACAAGUGUGGCUUCUGCUUCCACACGGCCAAGACCUCCUUCGUGCUGCCCCUGGAGGAGGCCAAGAGGGGGCUGGCGAUGCUCAGGGAGGCAGGAAUGGAGAAAAUAAAUUUCUCCGGAGGAGAACCAUUUCUUCAGGACAGAGGUGAAUUUGUAGGCAAACUGGUCCAGUUUUGCAAGCAGGAGUUGAAGCUACCAAGUGUCAGCAUCGUUAGCAACGGCAGCCUGAUCAGAGAACGGUGGUUCAAGAAGUACGGUGUAUAUUUAGACAUUCUGGCAAUUUCGUGUGAUAGUUUCAAUGAGGAUGUCAACGUUUUAAUUGGCCGUGGUCAAGGAAAGAAGAACCAUGUGGAAAAUCUGCAUAAACUGAGACAGUGGUGCCGAGAAUAUGCCGUCGCUUUCAAAAUAAAUUCGGUGAUCAACAGGUUUAAUGUUGAGGAAGAUAUGAAUGACCAGAUCAAGGCACUCAACCCCGUGCGCUGGAAGGUAUUCCAGUGCUUGCUCAUCGAAGGGGAGAAUACCGGAGAGGAUGCCCUGAGAGAAGCAGAGAAAUUUGUUAUUGGCGAUGAAGAGUUUGAACAAUUUCUGCAUCGCCACAAAGAUGUCUCCUGUUUGGUACCAGAAUCCAAUCAGAAGAUGAGGGAUUCAUACCUCAUUCUGGAUGAAUAUAUGCGUUUCCUGAACUGUACAAAUGGACGGAAAGAGCCUUCCAAGUCCAUUCUUGAUGUUGGCGUGGAAGCAGCUAUAAAAUUCAGUGGAUUUGAUGAGAAGAUGUUCCUGGAAAGAGGAGGAAAGUAUGUGUGGAGUAAAGCAGACAUGAAACUGGACUGGUAACUCAAUAGACAGAGUUUGGGCAGAUGCGCCACGUAAAGAAGAUGGGUGUGAGGUGUGUGCGUGUACAGAUGUAUCCGAUUCUUUUAUAUGCACUUGGUAUAUUAGGUUGUUGUUUAGAAUAUCUGUUACAUGCAAAGGUGUUAAAUGUUUUCAGCAUGUAGAUGGUAUUUUUAUCCAUCGCUUGCUUGCACGUUACCCAGAAAGUACAGAGCUUUCAUAGAAAUAGAUCUCAGAAAUGGACUUUCUCAUCUGAUGUAUGAAGUACUCAAGGGCAAACUGUUAAGGUAAUGUUACACAGGAAAAGGUUUUAUGAUAAAACCUAAGUGUGCACGCCGGAAAACAAACCCAGCCCCUUCGUCCCAGUCUCUGAUUCAUUAUGAACAGCUGUAAUGAUGGGGAAGUGGAAACUUCUCACCGAACAGAUUCUGCGUUGCUCCAUGGGAGGGCAGACUGCAGUUUCUCACCGAGUCACAAGAGGGCAAACAGGCGGCCCUGUGGAAGCAGUCCCUGCCUGUGCGGGGGGAACCGAGGGGCACAACCUAGGAAUGGGUAUCUCGCAUGGUAGAUAGAAAAGGAAAUCAAGGCGAAAAAAAUGGCAUUUUCAUUCCUUAAGACUUAACCAUAAAAUCAGCUCUUGGCCUCCUCCAUCUCUUCCAUAGACACACGGUAUUUGCAAAAGUGUCAGAGGAUGUAAUUUUUGAAAGAGUAUUUUAUUUAUCAUGAAAGAAUAUUUUACUUGUCCUAAAACAUAGAAGUGCAUUUUACCCAAUUUGAACAACUUCUUAUUUCCCAUUAGCAAUGACCUUAAUUCAAUCAAAUAUUUACAGCAAAACCAAUAUUUGCAUUUUAUUCAGAGCUCGUUCCAUUUUCCUUUCAUCAGCAAAGAGUAUUAUUUUUACCAUUUUUUCCCUUCCCAUUAAUACAGUUCUGAUGAAGAUUCCUGAUGAGAUGAUGAUCCUAUGUAGCAAACAUAGCAUGUGUCUUCUCUUGCAUACUGGCUGUGUUACUUCUGUGCUUUUUCUUUUCCUAAGACAUGGAAUUACAAACUGUAACAAAGUUCAUGGAUCAUACAACCUUGUUUUAAAGGUUGCUUGGCUUAGCAAUCGUUGUUACUUGCUGGUUACAAACAUGUAUUCAGUGAAGGUAGUUGGGUUUUGUGAUAGCUAUGUUUGAAUUUAAGAGCUGACAGCAUCAACAUGAAGUACAAAAAAGUCACUAAACCCUACAAAACCAAUAAUCUAAUAUGCUGCAUUCACGCUUGGUUUUCUAGCUUUAUAAUCACAGUUGUCUGAAUUUAACUAGUCCCAUUGUCCCUAAAGCUCUGUGUGGAGGGUGUGGGGACAAGCAUUGCACAAAGCAGAGCUGGCACUACUCGUUCUCAUUGUCCCUCGAACUCAGCACCUGCGCUGCCUCAGACAUCUCAAUAUUUGUAGCAGUUGGCAUGCAUUAAAUGUACUACGCAAAGAAAAUCACACCUUUCCUUUUUCUGAUCGUGCUAGUUGGUCUUUUUAAACAGUUUUUCAGGAGAAAUGCUUUGCAUUCCCUUAAGGCAUCUUCAAAGCUGAAGGGGCAGGCACUUAAGUAGGAGCUGCUUCUUCUGACUAAAGGAGCCGCAUCUCUGAAUACACUGUGAAAAUGUUUCCCUUUAUAAUUGCUUCAGUUUCUGUUAUAAAUAUGCUGUCAAAGUGAUGCUCUUUUGCUUCUUUGUGUUUUCUGUUUUGCAAUCACAACACUUCCUAGUUGCUUAAAUUCAGUAUUUUUUUUCCUCGCAUUAAUACUAAGUGACAUUUAAGAUGUACCCCCCCCCCACUUUAACCCCCCCCCAGUCUUUUGGCAGCUGUUUUGCUAGAAUUCUGCCUGAGUAGCAACGUCGGGCAGCACAAAUUUAUGUAACUGUGGGGUUUGACUUCCUCGGUGUUCCCAUGGCUCAGCUGCUCAGUCCAGCCCCGUCCUCAGCAUCUCUGAGAAAGGGAGCAUUUUCCUUUGCUGCUGGCUCACUCCCAGCGUGGGGAAAGAUGGAGCGUGUCCAUGUACCGCUAAAGGUACCAGCGCGCUGGCUCUGCGGGAGAUGCCAGCUGCAUCACAGCACGCAGAUGCGAGGGGCACAGCCUGCCCUCAGACCCAGCCCUGCCAUCCCUGCCUUUGCAUCUUCUCUGUAAAGGGCUCUUGUGUCGCUGCAAGAGAUCCUCUGCGCCUGAGGAGGAAGCUGCGGGAGAAACAAACUGGAGCUGAAAAUGUGAAAAGACAUCGAGGACGGCUUUUAUCAGAAGGUUCUGAGUUCUUGCCUUCUUAAAAUCUUAAGGGUUUUCAUCGCCUCUCGCUACCGUGCAUAAUUAAGACGUUUCUGCUCUGCGUGAUGCUCUUUUCCAAAGGAAAUGCCAGUCGUGUGCAUUAGAAAUGAAGAAUUUGACUUAGCACAGUUUGACAGACAGUUGUUGAAGUUAAAGAAUAGCUAUGAUAUUUUUAUAGGCAAAAUUCAUUUUUGUGCAAACUCUUCAAUUUUUAUAUUUUUUUGGCUACGGUUUGAGUAACCUCCCUUAUUUUUUAUUUAUUUAUUUUUUUUAAUCUAUAAACACAGUUCACGUUGGUCCAAAACUGGACUGCAGGCUUUCAUUCUUGUAGUUGGGCCUGGCUUUCAGCAUGGGAGUAGAAAAAUAAUACUGCAGUCAGUAGGGCUCCUCCCAGGCUUAGAGAUUUCAUGCACACUGUGACCCUGCAGAGUCAGGGUUUAAAUUUAAGUACUACAGACACAGAUACGCUUAAUUGUGUUUUCAUGUGUAAUCUCAUAGUACUGCAGCUAAGCACUUGCUGAGGACGCUGAACCGAGGAGGGACUCGCGCUGUAGUUCGGCAGCAUUAUCCUUAUUUCUAAAAUCUGUAGAAAAUGAGUGCUUGGGAGAAUUAGUUCCUUCAGUUAAAAUAUACUUUGGGUAAUGAAAAUAGUGUAAUUUAAGAUGCAUUAUCAGAUGCUCUCUUUUUCAGUGCGAAGGGUGCUUGACAUGUUUGAAUGUUACAAAUGAUGA